Molecule: messenger RNA, 579 nt
Organism: Pelobates cultripes (western spadefoot toad)
Lineage: Eukaryota; Metazoa; Chordata; Amphibia; Anura; Pelobatidae
Source: the annotation of a GenBank genome assembly
AUGGAGACGGGACGUGACCCUGAGAGGCAAAACCGGAGCCUAAAGAAGGCUUUAGACCACAUCUGCGCAGCGUUUUGGGAGCAGAUCAGACUCCGCGCAGAAACAGCGGCAGCCCUCUCCUCACAGAAGGCAGAUGCAGCCACUCCAAAGCACGGCACGCUGGAGGGGACAGAUGAACCCCCUAAACAGCAGCAACAUUCAUUUGAACGUCCGGAAAUUAAAAGCGGGGGGAGACAGGGCCCACAGCGCAAACAACGCAUCCGCACCCUACAGAGGAGACGGAAGAGGCGCCCGCGAAACUUGACUCAGAAGGGCUGCUCCACACACAGGCAUGGCACCCCAACCUCCCAGGGACCGGCACCCAGACUCAACCGCCUCCCCAUAACAGCUGAUGGAGCAGCUCCUCACCUACCCAGCUGGAACACAAAGAGACACAAAACACCAAAAGAAAAGUUUUCCAGCCUAAACGCAAUACCUGCUAUCUCCCUGUACCCACAGGCUCGUCGACUUCCACACUGGAACGAAAACCUGAGCGACAUGCGGCAGGACUGGCUUGCGACCCCUGAAGGCAUAGGCUGA